Molecule: messenger RNA, 1221 nt
Organism: Cryptococcus wingfieldii CBS 7118
Lineage: Eukaryota; Fungi; Basidiomycota; Tremellomycetes; Tremellales; Cryptococcaceae
Exons: 3
Coding region: 1-1221 (406 amino acids)
Biological process (GO): inositol phosphate biosynthetic process
Cellular component (GO): nucleus
Molecular function (GO): ATP binding; inositol-1,3,4,5,6-pentakisphosphate 2-kinase activity
Source: RefSeq, a predicted model, not a curated record
AUGUCUGUAGCAGAUCCCAGUCCGUCGCUGGACACUGCUCCUGAGGACUGGCCCUACACUGCAGAAGGUGGCGCCCACAUCGUCUUCUCGUACGGCGGACCAUCUUCACCAGCGUACGACGGGAAGGUCCUCCGGUUGCGCAAGCCCAAUUGCCCACUGCCGUCUUCAGAUCACCAGACGCUACAAAACAAGUGGAGGUAUGAGCUUAUUCCCAGGCUUCUUCCGCGAGAACUUUUGGCCGAGUCCAGGGAGGUUAUUGUGGAGGCUGGUUGGUUCAGAGAGUUGUUGAUCCUGGCAGACAAAGUGAGGCCGGACUCGAGAAAGCAGGGCGUGGUACUGGCCGAUAUGGUGGAGACUUCUGGGAAUGGUCUUCUCAUGGAUGAUGCCACAGCGGUGGUGAAGGAAGGCCUUGAGAGCUUGGCAGUCGAAAUCAAGCCGAAAUGGGGAUUCCUACCUAGUCCGACUCACAUGUGCCCACCCGAAUCUGUGCCAAUCAAGUCCCACAUAUCUAGAUUCACCCUCCAUCGCCAUCUCAAAGGCCACGACGAUGAAAAGAAUUAUGACCCUUUAGAUCUGUUUUCUGGACAGGAACAGAGGACAGAAAGAGCUCUGGACGCGCUAUGGGCGACCUGGGAAACCUCCCAUGGAAAGGGAAACAAUUGGAGAGUAUUUGUGAAUGGUAAUGAGACCCAUCCCGAUCAGGCAAGUGAGUUGUUCUCUCCCAAGGGCACACUGUCGGCACAAACAUCUUCUUUUUUCAUCCCGGUACUUCUCUCCUCCCCAGCUCUACAAAAGCUCAAGUCUUUACAAUCCACACUCGACCCCACAGACAUAUCUCACAUCGCCACCCUUUUCCACGCUGCAUAUCCCAACGCUCCCCUCUUUGAUCCCGAGCUUAUCCCCGACAUCACCCUUGCCGAGCUCGAAGAGUUCUUACAGCUCUACCUCUCGGACCCAGAAGCGGGCAAGGAUGUUGAGAAGUGGGAUCUCAGGCAGAGGAUGGUCGCCUACACCCUUUCAGCCAUAUUCAAAGACUGCUCAAUCUUUGUCAAAGUUGUCUUGCACAAGACCCCUGAGGAAAAAUGGGAGUUGGUACAGGGGAGAAGCUCGGUCAAGGUCAUUGAUCUGGAUGUGAAACCGAUCAAAAAUAUGAAGCGUUGGGCGGAGACGGAUGAGAAGAUUUGGAAGUACUGGAUGUCUACCAAGGGUGUGGGGGAAUGA